GGGUAUUAGUGAUGUAGCUGCUGCAAGAAGUUAGUGGCAGUGCAUUUACACAGUCUGACUGGUUAAUGCUAUGAGCUGAUCUGUGUCUGUGAUCGCUACUACAGAUAUACGCUGCAAUAUAUGACACACUUCUGUGAUUAAAAGUAAAAUGUAUUGGACUGGAUUAUAUCACAACUCCUAAGAUUCACCAUUGCAAUGAUGAGUAGUGUUUUGCCUGCAGUGACCGAGGAGCUCCUCAGAGAAAUAAAACGGGUGUAUGAAGAAACCUCACAAGUUUCCGAUGAACUACUGCUGGGGUUGAAAUUUAUUUUUGGGCCCACAGCCUUGUAUGCAUUGGAUCUGGUUGACCAGCACGCUGUCACACAUCUGACAAGUCCUAGUGGAAGAACUACAUUCCAGGUGACUGGAAGUUCCGGUAAGCUGUACACUUGUUAUUCUUCAUGCCAUUACUGCUCAUGUCCUGCAUUUUCAUUCUCUGUGCUCCGGAAGAAUGAUAACAUGUUGUGCAAGCACAUCCUUGCUGUUUAUCUCAGUCAAGCCUUGGGAAGUUGCCAGGAACUUACUGUGUCUGACAAGCAAAUGUGUGAUAUACUACUAGCAAAUGAAGACUUGCAAAUACCCUGACCUGGAAUGAAGAAAAAGAAAAAGCCAGCAAUGGAGAUGGUAGAUAACUCAUAUUAGCUUAGAUAUAAGUAGAAGAAUAAACUUUUCGUCUUUUUUAUUGUGUAUUAUUAAUAAUGAAAAAUAAAAGAAUGUCAGUUCUUUAAAACA
Messenger RNA from Bombina bombina (fire-bellied toad), 771 nucleotides. RefSeq names its product zinc finger SWIM-type containing 7 (gene ZSWIM7). The record is from RefSeq and is a predicted model, not a curated record. Bases 196 to 624 code for a protein of 142 amino acids. Gene Ontology annotation, molecular function: zinc ion binding. Gene Ontology annotation, cellular component: Shu complex. NCBI's taxonomy places the organism in Eukaryota, Metazoa, Chordata, Amphibia, Anura, Bombinatoridae. The transcript is spliced from 6 exons. Gene Ontology annotation, biological process: double-strand break repair via homologous recombination.